Pseudophryne corroboree (corroboree frog) is the source of this 873-nucleotide messenger RNA. RefSeq names its product LSM1 homolog, mRNA degradation associated (gene LSM1). The transcript is spliced from 4 exons. Gene Ontology annotation, molecular function: RNA cap binding. The coding region runs from base 154 to 555 and encodes 133 amino acids. Lineage: Eukaryota; Metazoa; Chordata; Amphibia; Anura; Myobatrachidae. Gene Ontology annotation, biological process: deadenylation-dependent decapping of nuclear-transcribed mRNA. Gene Ontology annotation, cellular component: P-body; Lsm1-7-Pat1 complex. The record is from RefSeq and is a predicted model, not a curated record.
UGGGAAUGAUGGCGUCACCGCCGCGUUAUAUGACGGCUGCAUAAAGCCGCCGCGCCGCCGGAAGCUGCCCUUCAAAGAUGGCGGGGUUUCCUGUUAUUGGGUCUGCGUGGGGAUCGGCGUGAGAAAUUGCCCCGCGGAGGGGCGGGCGAGAACAUGAACUACAUGCCGGGGACCGCCAGCCUUAUAGAGGAUAUAGACAAAAAACAUUUGGUCCUACUCAGAGAUGGAAGAACUCUCAUUGGAUAUUUGAGAAGCAUUGACCAGUUUGCUAACCUUGUGCUGCACCAGACUGUGGAGCGGAUACACGUUGGGAAGAAAUAUGGGGAUAUCCCCAGGGGGAUAUUUGUUGUCCGAGGAGAGAAUGUGGUCCUGCUUGGAGAGAUUGAUCUGGAGAAGGAGAGCGACACGCCAUUACUUCAGGUUUCUAUAGAGGAGAUCUUGGAGGAGCAGAGAGUAGAGCAGGAAAAGAAACAGGAAGCUGAAAAGGUGAAAGUGCAAGCGCUAAAGGAGCGGGGCCUGUCUAUUCCUAGAGCCGACACCCUGGACGAAUACUGAACUACUUAGCGGAUAGUGCCUCCAAAUGUUUCCACACUGUUACACAUGUCCUGGGUGGACUUUUUUUUUUCCUGGUUUUGUUUUUCCCAUCUGGACUUGUGUGUUGCAGCCAAACUGUACAUUAAUCCUGGUUUCAGUUUGGUAAAUGGUGCAGAUUUGUGCAUAGUGAUGAUGCCAAUAGCACUUAUGUUCCAGGAUCACUGGGUUUGGGGAAGAAUCCCCAUGGAACACAUUUUAUUUUUGUCUGUUUUUAUUUUCUAAUUGAUGUGCUGCAUAUGUUUAUUAUGUAAUAGAAUCACACUAAACACAUUUGCUUUA